CGCUCGUCCACACUAGGCGGCGUUCACUCUCUCAAUCUGACCAUCACUCCGCGAAACCGGAAGGGGCUGUUUGAAUGUGUCAUACCAUGUAGCUCGGCUAGCUCCAGUCUGAAAUUAAACAGUCCGAUGAUGCCAGGCAUUUGAAAACCGCUUUCUGCUAACGGAAGAAUACUACAGAUAAUGUAGCUGGAAACACGCCGAAAGAUCGUCACCUUUUAACCGCCACUCUCUCCAUCAGCAGAUCAGAAGCGACAAUCGAUCCAUAUUUAAACCUUAGUUCGUCCAUUUCCCUAGAGAGUGAUGUCUGGAGCGUCGAACAAUGACUGCCCUCACUUGGAGUGUGUGGGGGAGAUCACCAAGGAAGAACUCAUUCAGAAGUCUCACGGUCAGUGCCAAGACUGUAAAGUCGGAGGACCGAACCUUUGGGCCUGUCUAGAGAACGGCUGUUCAUAUGUUGGCUGUGGAGAGUCACAUGCGGAUCACAGCACUGUCCACUCUCAGGCGACGCGGCACAACCUGACAGUGAAUCUGACCACUUUGAGAGUGUGGUGCUACGCCUGCACAAAGGAGGUGUUCCUGGAAAGAAAACUGGGUCCACACACACACUCACCCAGCUCUGCCAAACCCAUCUCUCCAGUACAGGACUCCAAAGCUCCCGGGAGCCCCACCUCCUUGAGAAUCCCUCCCACGGGAAACUGUGAUGACUUGGACAUGGAAACUGAGGAGGAGGACGAACUGAGGACCAGAGGUCUGACUGGACUGAAGAACAUCGGCAAUACCUGCUACAUGAAUGCAGCGCUCCAGGCGCUCUCUAACUGUCCUCCACUGACUCAGUUUUUCUUGGACUGUGGCGGUCUGGUGAAGACAGACAAGAAGCCAGCGCUAUGCAAGAGCUAUCAGAAACUCAUCACAGACCUGUGGCACAAAAACAGGAACUCCUAUGUUGUUCCCACAAAUCUAUUCCAGGGCAUUAAGGCUGUAAACCCAAUGUUUCGUGGUUAUUCCCAACAGGACUCUCAGGAGUUCCUGCGUUGUCUGAUGGACCAACUCCACGAGGAGCUCAAAGAGCUCAUUCCUGAACCCGAGGACCCAAACCAAGCUGUGGUCAUGGAUGAGAGUCCUGACGAGGACAACCACAGCCAAUCAGACGACUUCCAGUCCUGUGAGUCGUGCGGCAGCAGCGAUCAUGCCGAAAGCGAAGGCCCCAGAGUCCCAGAAGACAUCAACGAAGCUGAGAUGCUGAUGCCUGAGCAGAACCAAAACAACCGGGAUUGGCAGAAAGAGAAAAAUCUCAUCAACAACCUGUACCGUGCCGGUUCCCAUUGUGACCUGGAUAAAGACGUGGACACGACCACCGAGUCUAGGCCAAUUAUCAGCAGCCAAGGAGCCAUUAAAGCUCAGGGCCGAACUUCAGAUUCAAACCCUGAAAGCCAUGUCAGCAGUAGCGUCAGACCGCAGAGUCCCUGUGGAAAUGACGGAAUCACAUCUAGACUGUCCUGCAGUCCCCCCAAAUCCAUGUGGACAAACCUGAGCUCAACUCACAAGAAAGUACCCUCGUUCAACCCACCUAAGAGCAAGCGGCAGAGGAAAUACCGCAGCAUCAUCUCUGAAGUGUUCGACGGCACCAUUGUCAGCUCAGUUCAGUGUCUGACCUGCGACCGGGCUAGGGCCAGUGUGUCCGCAUCAGAGGUGAGACGGCAUGAGGCAGGAGAGGAAUGUGAAGAUGAGAGUAGACAGGAGAGAGAAGAGUGGAAAAAAGACAGAGGAAAAGAAAGAACACAUGAUGGAGUAGAGGAUAGAGUACAUGGAAGAAUAGGAGAGAGCGGAGAAGUAUCGGUGACUUUGGAGAACUUCCAGGACAUCUCUCUGCCCAUCCCAGGGAAAGAGGACCUUGCCAAGCUGCACUCGUCCUCCCACCAGACGGCUCUUGUCAAGGCAGGUUCCUGUGGAGAAGCCUACGCCCCUCAAGGCUGGAUUUCUUUCGUCAUGGAAUAUAUCAAGAGUUGGUUCUGGGGGCCUGUGGUCACGCUGCAGGACUGUCUGGCUGCCUUUUUUGCCAGGGAUGAACUAAAAGGAGACAACAUGUACAGCUGUGAAAAAUGCAAGAAGUUACGGAAUGGGGUCAAAUUCUGCAAAGUUCAGAGUUUGCCAGAGAUUUUGUGCAUUCACCUCAAGCGCUUCAGACAUGAACUUAUGUUCUCCACCAAAAUCGGCACCCACGUGUCCUUCCCUUUGGAAGGCCUCGAGAUGCAGCCCUUCCUGGCCAAGGACAGCUCCGACCAGACCACCACCUACGACCUGCUGUCAGUCAUCUGUCACCACGGCACUGCCAGCAGUGGCCACUAUAUUGCCUAUUGUCGAAAUGAACUGAACCAGCAGUGGUACGAGUUUGAUGACCAGAGUGUUACUGAGGUGUCUGAGUCCUGUGUUCAAAACGCAGAGGCAUAUGUGCUCUUUUACAAGAAGAGUAACGAAGAGUCUCAGAAAGAGAGGCGGAAGGUGACCAGUCUGCUCAACAUAAUGGAGCCAAGCCUCCUGCAGUUCUACAUCUCCCGCCAGUGGCUGAACAAGUUCAAAACCUUCGCUGAGCCAGGACCCAUCUCCAACCAUGACUUCCUGUGUGCCCACGGAGGUAUUCCGCCAAAUAAAGCCACAUCCAUUGAUGAUCUUGUUAUGAUGCUUCCCCAAAGUGUAUGGGAUCAUCUGUAUAGCAGGUAUGGAGGCGGCCCCGCUGUCAAUCACUUGUAUGUCUGCCACACCUGCCAGACCGAGAUCGAGAAGCUGGAGAAACGGCGCAAGAAUGAGCUGGACAUGUUUGUUCGGCUCAAUAAGGCGUUUCAGGAGGAGGAGUCUCCUGUGGUGAUAUACUGUAUCAGCAUGCAGUGGUUCCGGGAAUGGGAAGGCUUUGUCAAAGGCAAGGACAUUGAUCCGCCGGGGCCAAUUGAUAACUCCAAGAUUGCUGUAAAUAAAAAUGGACACAUCACGUUAAAGCCAGGUGCCGAUUCAGGUCAGAUAUCAGAAGAGACCUGGAACUUCCUCCACUCCAUCCACGGAGGAGGGCCGGUGGUGACCGUGCGGCCCAGUGUCAGCCAUCAGGAGUCGGAGAGUUCUCAAGCAGAGGAGAAGAUCGAAGUGGAGACGCGCUCGGUGUAGUUGCGCCGAGAUGCUGCUGGGCCGCAAGGGGACCGACACACUUAUUAUUUUGCACUUCACUUUUGUUUUUCAAGCAUUCUAGCAAAGGACCUGACAGCUUCACCUCAACACACACUCUCUCUAUGACUGUUCUUUAUAGCAGACGGAUGGAUUAAUCAUCCUCCAGUGUGCUUCACAUGUGUAUAUAUCGUGCAUAUCCACUUCCUUUUGACACUAGAAACCAAUUUUCACAGUUCGAUUUCAGUGUGCAACUGCAUUCAUGACAGAAUUUGCUUCGCCUGAACCAAAUACACCAUGAUUUGCGUACACCGAAAAAGUCCACUGCAUCUGUACAUAUUUUUUAGGCACCGCCUCGCUUAAGAAAAUGAAAGAAUAUGUUGUCUUAGUGGAUGAAAGCUUCAUGUUUUGGGUAUGAAGGGAUACUAAAAGCUACGUAGUCUCAGGAAAGAAGAUAUUUUUUUCUGUUUUGCACUGUACUGUAGAUUCAAAAGGUGCAUGCUUCAGCUCUGAUGUUCGAUAUGUAUUUGAAUGUACUAGUACUUAAAGAACACGUUCCUGCACUAAAUGUUAUUUAUUCCAGAAGGGUGUGAUUAUUCCGGCAUUCUUUGGAUUCAUCAAAUGAUUUGAUAUGCUAAAGCAGACAAAGCAGAAUGCACGCUAAUAGGAAUGAUGUGGCACAUUAUGCUGGCAAGAAAAUCGAUUUCUUCAUUUUUAUUUGUUGCAUAGCUGGGUUGCAUGGAGAUGCAAACAAUAAGGUGCACAUUUGAACACAUCAAUGGCUGUCUUGUUUAAAAUUGCUAUGUAAAAGGAAAAAAAAAUCAGAGCGAUUAAAUCCUGCUGCCGCACAUGUGUACAUUUCAAGGCAUUAUUUAAUGUAUAGAAGGAUGUGAUGUUUUUCGAUAUUAAUUGUCCGCAGAGACGAAAGCUGUAUCUGAGUGGCUACUAUUUAACCCCAAAACUUGUGCUGUCGAUAUCUGUCAUCAUUCGUAUGAGCUGAAAUUAAUAUGCUUAUGUGAAUGGAUAAAUUUCACAAACAUGCGUCCGGAAAUCGAAGAAAGAAUGCAUACGCAUAAAGAAAAUAAAGCCUGUUUAGGACAUUU
Molecule: messenger RNA, 4253 nt
Organism: Pimephales promelas (fathead minnow)
Lineage: Eukaryota; Metazoa; Chordata; Actinopteri; Cypriniformes; Leuciscidae
Gene: usp33
Product: ubiquitin specific peptidase 33
Biological process (GO): protein deubiquitination
Molecular function (GO): cysteine-type deubiquitinase activity; zinc ion binding
Source: RefSeq, a predicted model, not a curated record